GCCCCGAUGGCACUGGCUGCAGGCUGUGAGGUCGGCCCAGCGCGGUGCAGCGAGCGCCCCUCGCGCCCCGCUACCCGCUCCGCCAGUCUCGGCGCCCCUGCCGCGAACCCGCCAUGCCCGAGCAGCUCAGCGUCGCGGAGUUCUUGGCCGUCACCGCGGAGGACCUCAGCUCCCCGGCCGGGGCCGCCGCCUUUACCGCCAAGAUGCUCCGGUGCCGGGGGGCUGCACUGGCACGGGAGGAGAUCCUAGAAGGAGACCAGGCCAUCCUGCAGAGAAUAAAGAAAGCUGUGCGGGCAAUCCACAGCUCCGGCCUUGGCCACGUGGAGAAUGAGGAGCAGUACCGAGAGGCUGUAGAGUCCUUGGGCAACAGCCACUUGUCCCAAAACAGUCAUGAGCUGUCCACCGGCUUCCUGAACUUGGCCGUGUUCACCCGCGAGGUGGCUGCACUUUUCAAGAACCUGGUGAGGCCCUGUUCCUUUCUCACCCAGCCCUUAGCCCCAGGCGCCCCUGGGAAAAUUAUUCUUUUUAAACCACAGGAUUCCAGAAAGCAGCUGGAGAAGGCAUGGAAGGACUACGAAGCCAAAAUGGCCAGGCUGGAGAAGGAGAGGGACCGGGCCAGAGUGACAGGAGGGAGCCCCGGGGAGGUGGCUCAGGACACACAGAGAGAACGACGCAUCUUCCAGCUGCACAUGUGUGAGUAUCUGCUGAGAGCCGGGGAGAGCCAGAUGAAGCAGGGUCCUGAUUUCCUGCAGAGCCUCAUCAAGUUCUUCCACGCCCAGCACAACUUUUUCCAAGACGGCUGGAAGGCUGCUCAGAGCCUGUCCCCCUUCAUCGAAAAGCUCGCGGCCUCUGUGCACACGCUGCAUCAAGCCCAGGAGGAGGAGCUACAGCAGCUGACCCAGCUCCGGGACUCCCUGCGAGGGACCCUGCAGCUUGAGAGCAGAGAGGAGAAUCUGAGCCGGAAGAACUCAGGAGCUGGAUACAGCAUCCAUCAGCACCAAGGCAACAAGCAGUUUGGGACGGAGAAGGUGGGCUUUCUGUACAAGAAAAGUGAUGGAAUUCGAAGAGUCUGGCAGAAAAGGAAGUGUGGAGUCAAGUACGGCUGCCUGACCAUCUCACACAGCACGAUAAACCGGCCCCCCGUGAAGCUGACCCUGCUGACGUGCCAAGUGAGGCCAAACCCUGAGGAGAAAAAGUGCUUUGACCUGGUGACCCACAACAGGACAUACCACUUCCAGGCAGAGGAUGAACAUGAGUGUGAGGCGUGGGUGUCAGUGCUACAAAACAGCAAGGAUGAGGCCUUGAGCAGUGCCUUCCUCGGGGAGCCCAGCGGCGGCCCGGGGCCCUGGGGGGGCGCUGGGCUGGACGGGGAGCCCCAGGACCUCACGAAGCUGCUCAUCGCGGAGGUGAAGAGCAGGCCCGGAAACAGCCAGUGCUGCGACUGCGGGGCUGCAGACCCCACGUGGCUCAGCACCAACCUGGGCGUCCUCACCUGCAUCCAGUGCUCCGGCGUCCACCGCGAGCUGGGUGUGCGCUUCUCGCGCAUGCAGUCCCUCACCUUGGACCUGCUGGGCCCUUCCGAGCUGCUGCUGGCCUUGAACAUCGGAAACACUCGCUUCAAUGAGGUUAUGGAGGCCCAGCUGCCCUCACACGGCGGCCCUAAACCCUCAGCUGAGAGUGAUAUGAGCUCGCGCCGGGACUAUAUUGUGGCCAAGUACGUGGAACACAGGUUUGCCCGCCGGUCCACACCCGAGCCUCAGAGACUCCGGACGGCCAUUUGCAACCGGGACCUCCUGUCAGUACUGGAGGCCUUCGCUAACGGGCAGGACUUUGGACAGCUGCUGCCUGGGCCUGAUGGGCAGGCACCUGGAGAGCUCGCCCUGCACUUGGCCAUCAGAGUCGCCAACCAGGCCUCCCUGCCCCUGGUGGAUUUCAUCAUCCAAAAUGGAGGUCAGCUGGAUGCCAAGGCCACCGACGGGAACAGUGCUGUGCACUGUGCAGCUCUCCACAACCAGCCCGACUGCCUCAAGCUGCUGCUGAAAGGGAGAGCUUCCGUGGGCACAGUGAACAAGGCAGGAGAGACAGCUCUGGACAUAGCCAGGAAGAAGCAGCACAAGGAGUGUGAGGAGCUGCUGGAGCAGGCCCAGGCUGGGACCCUCGCCUUCCCUCUGCACGUGGACUACUCCUGGGGAGUCUCCACAGAGCCUGGCUCUGACAGUGAGGAGGAGGAAGAAGAGAAGCGCUACUGUCUGAAGCCCCCAGCCCAGACCCGCUGGGCCAGCGGGAGGGUCGACCUCAGCAACAAGACGUAUGAGACCAUCGGCAGCCUGGAACCAUCGACCCCCCAAAGCCAGAGCGAGCCCUCUCCCCCACCCUUGCCGGUCAAAAACCCUUCUCGGACCAUGGUCCAAGGGCGUGCAGGACAUGCCAGUGGAGAUCAUUCUGAAGUCCCCAGCCUGAGCUCAGAGCCCUCUGGAGCCCCUGAGAGCCUGGGCAGUCCAGCCUCCACCCCUUCCAGCCUCACAAGCCCAGGCGAAGCUGGAGGUCCCAGCCAGACUCCCCCACCGAGCUCUGAGGAGGGCCUCUGGGAGCCCCCUGGCCCCUCCCGACCCAGCCUGCCAUCUGGAACCACCUCCACAGAGAUGUAUCCCCCGGUCAAGUUCAGCUCCGAGAGCACCCGCUCCUACCGGCGGAGUGGGCUGAGCCCGGAAGACCGUCCCUCAGCCAGGCAGCCUCUGCGCAGAAGGAACACGCCGGUAUGA
Suricata suricatta (meerkat) is the source of this 2762-nucleotide messenger RNA. It is a transcript of the gene ASAP3, whose product is annotated as ArfGAP with SH3 domain, ankyrin repeat and PH domain 3. Gene Ontology annotation, molecular function: GTPase activator activity; protein binding. Gene Ontology annotation, biological process: positive regulation of GTPase activity. NCBI's taxonomy places the organism in Eukaryota, Metazoa, Chordata, Mammalia, Carnivora, Herpestidae. Gene Ontology annotation, cellular component: cytoplasm. The record is from RefSeq and is a predicted model, not a curated record.